GGCACACCGAUCUCCACUCCACCGCAAGGACCAAUUCGGCGAUCAAGCACAACGCAGCAUCCUACCAGCGCCAAGUGCACACGACAGUCUAGUCCAACGCUCCUGCCGCAGCUCCUGGGAUACACAGUGAGUGAGGAAAGAAAGAGAAGGGCAGAAGGAAGUAGUAGUGCAGUGCAGCAGUACAUGCUGCUGAUGGUCACCAGCAGCCGACCCUGAUGCGGAAACCUUGAUCAUGACCAUGAUGAUGACGAUGAUGAUGAUGAUGAUGCUGUUGUUGCGGUGAUCUCGCGGAGCUGUGAUCAUCGAUCGAUUGGCAGCGGCAUUCUUCCACGGUCAGCAUUCUUCUCAGCCUUGUGUGUGUGUGUGUGUGUGUGUGUGUGUGUGUGUGGGUAGUGUAGUGUGCUCUAUAACAAUCGUUCGCUGCACAAAACGACUAAAGAUCACAACAAAUCGCUCCCCCCCCCCCCCUUCUCGCCACGUGUUUCCGCGCUUCCGUCUCCGCGUGCUCCGUCUCGGGUCUGGCGUGGGGUUCUGGUAACCGAGAAUGAGCAUAAAGCGACACAGCAGCAUCGCGCAGGAGCCGAGUGUGUCUGUGGUGUUGUCUCGCACCGUUAGUGUCUCGCAGUGUCCAGCAGCGGCCCGAUUCGAUCUCAGAUCCACCAGGAUCCAUACGCCAUCCAGACGCCAUGUACGUCCGACACCUGGCGCUGGCGCUGGUGGUGAUGGUGCUGCUCACCACCAUCAGUACCACCGGUGAUGUGACGUCGUUCAGCGAGGACGCUGACGCUGACAAUUCCAGCGAAACGGUCGGAUCGCUGGAGGAAGCGUUCAGUCUCUACCCGGACGAAUGGACGAAUGGAAUCACCUCCCCCCGGACCGGCUCCUCGGAGUCGGACUACCUUGGUACUCUUCUGCUGCUUCCACAGGAAUCGCCGCUGCCAGUCGAUGACUUCACGGACGAGGACACUGUGGAGCUCCAGCUCAACGGUGACCGAACCAGCACCAGCAGCAGCUUCUACAUUCCCCAGUCGCAAGCGACGAAGGGUAAACCGGUGAGGAGCGCCACCCUAACGGCAGCAGCCACACCGCCAUUGACGCGCCUUUCAGAGCUCUUCCGCAGCACGCUGACGCGGUUCGGGUUGGUGUCGUCGCCCACCGACACCUACCAGAUUCCUGGGCCGACGACGACCGAGCAGUCCCGGUUCCGAUCCUACCGUUUCCGGCCCCACUUUGUCAACACCGCUAAAGGACUGCGCAAUAUUCCGGCCCAGCUGAACGAUGGACAACUGGUGCACGCACCGGAUGAUGUCACGGAGCGACCAUCGUCAUCGUCAUCGUCAUCGACUGCCAGCCGGAGACCGGCGGGGGAAUCAACGACGGUCGGGCGCCCCAGUCAGGGCACAACGCCCAGCUCGACCAUAACGAGCCUGUUCAACAGCUUCAAGCGCAAGAUCAAAGCCAUCUACCCGGGCACGGUAUGGUGCGGCGAUGGCAACCAGGCCAAGAGCGAGGACGACAUCGGGUUCUUCUACCUCACCGAUAGCUGCUGCCGGGCGCACGAUCUGUGCCCCAUCACGAUCGCGGCUGGCGAGCAGUUCAAUCGGCUUCGCAACAACGGUCACUUCACCCGCUCGCACUGUGACUGUGAUAAGCAGUUCUACAACUGCCUCAAGAACGCCGACACGCUCGUCUCGCGCCAGAUCGGUUACACCUACUUUAACCUGCUCAAACCGCAGUGCUUCCGCUAUGAGCACCCGAAGGUCAGCUGCACCAAAAGGAAAAAGGGCAAAUGCUUGACGUACGUGGUGAACGAGCAGCAAUCGAAGCAGUGGCAGUGGUUCGACAAUCUCAUCUUCUAGUGCCAGUCUGGUAUCGCAUGGAGGGUACACCAGCGGUGGCAUCCAGUCACGAUUAUUCACGCCUUAGUCAUUAGUUUGAUAGCUUACUAGAGAGGUACGAUCGUCCGAUGACCGAUCGAGCCUCCGCUUUGUCUAUGGCAGGUUCUUAGAGAGGUGGAUCGAUUAGGACUUUAAACAAGAAACCGAUUCCAACGCCAUGGCUAAUAGAUAAGGGAUCGAAGAUGUUAUGAAUAAACGAUCUGCCCGGCCCAAAACCGGUGAGUGGUGCGCUAAAUACCUCACAUACGCACUUGUAACUGUACGAUUGCCUGUAAACACCCGCGCACACGCAUAGCACAGCGAUUGUGAGAACGCGAGCACGGGGACAUAUACAUACGUGUGCGAACGAGGUGGGGCCUGCUGUAACAGCGUCCCUACACACGCUAAAAGUUUUGCUUGUGUUAUGGAAAUGUUCAAAAAGUUCAUGUAAAAACAAUUGGUUUGUGUCCUAGCCAUAUGGACAUUUCCAUGCCACGUGUAAAAAAAAAUCCACAUCGCA
Messenger RNA from Anopheles darlingi, 2397 nucleotides. RefSeq lists its product as uncharacterized. The record is from RefSeq and is a predicted model, not a curated record. Gene Ontology annotation, biological process: phospholipid metabolic process; arachidonate secretion. NCBI's taxonomy places the organism in Eukaryota, Metazoa, Arthropoda, Insecta, Diptera, Culicidae. Bases 687 to 1859 code for a protein of 390 amino acids. The transcript is spliced from 5 exons.